Podospora anserina S mat+ is the source of this 1932-nucleotide messenger RNA. RefSeq lists its product as uncharacterized. The coding region runs from base 1 to 1932 and encodes 643 amino acids. Gene Ontology annotation, biological process: pericentric heterochromatin formation; replication-born double-strand break repair via sister chromatid exchange; negative regulation of transcription by RNA polymerase II. The record is from RefSeq and is a predicted model, not a curated record. Lineage: Eukaryota; Fungi; Ascomycota; Sordariomycetes; Sordariales; Podosporaceae. Gene Ontology annotation, cellular component: mating-type region heterochromatin. Gene Ontology annotation, molecular function: NAD+ binding; histone deacetylase activity, NAD-dependent. The transcript is spliced from 2 exons.
AUGGCGUUUUCCAGACGCUCAACAGCGUCCCCUCCAUCGUCACCUCUCUCGGUCCUUUCACAGUCUCCCUCGCCCCCUUCACCCGCCAUGGAUGUUUCCAAUCGAUACCCAUCACCGAGUGCUAGCGCAACUACCUCGGGCAGCGCAACUCCACGGAAGUCAUACGACAUGCCAGACCUUUCGGGAGAGAUCCAGGUGCGGACAGACGGUCCCCCACCAACCAAGCGCCGUCGCGUCGCAGCCCCACGGCCCCGCACAACCAAGUAUGUCGACCUGGAGAAUUAUGACAAUGAGGACCAAGAGAAUCUUCAGAGGCUGUUGACAGCCCUGAGAAAGAAGAAGAAGAUUGUGGUGAUUGCGGGCGCUGGAAUCUCUGUUUCUGCAGGCAUUCCCGACUUUCGUUCAUCGACAGGACUCUUCACGACACUGCGCGGCCAACACAAGCUCAAGGCGUCUGGGAAGCACCUUUUUGAUGCCUCCGUCUACAAACACGACUCCUCCACCACCUCCUUCCACGACAUGGUCCGCGAAUUGUCGCAGAUGGCAUCUGAAGCCAAGCCAACGCCGUUCCACCACAUGCUGGCAUCCAUUGCCUCAGAGGGCCGGCUCAUGCGCUUGUACACUCAGAAUAUCGAUAGUUUAGAUACUCAGAUGCCACCGCUCGCGACGAAUGUUCCCCUGAACAGCAAAGGCCCAUGGCCAACGACGAUUCAACUCCAUGGCGGCUUGGAGAAAAUGGUGUGCACAAAAUGCAACCACUUGGAGACCUUCAACCCGUCGCUGUUUCAGGGCCCGGAGCCCCCACUCUGCGAGAAGUGCAAGGAGCAGGACGAAGUACGAACCGCUUUUGCGGGGAAGCGAAGUCACGGCAUCGGCAAGUUACGCCCACGGAUUGUGCUAUACAACGAAUACAACCCCGACGAGGAUGCGAUCGGGAUGGUUUCAAAGGCAGAUCUACGGAGAGUUCCGGACGCUGUUGUUGUGGUGGGGACUACGCUCAAAAUCCCUGGCGUGCGAAGACUCGUCAAGGAGCUAUGCCAGCUGACCCGGAGCAAGAGAGACGGCCUUACUGCCUGGAUCAAUCUUGACCCGGAGCCACAGGGCGUCGAAUUCAAGGAUUGCUGGGAUCUGGUCAUCAAAGCGAAGUGUGACGACGUCGCGGAAUUGGUCAACUUGCCACGUUGGGAUCAGCAAGAUAUAGGAGAUCGGGAAUCCUACAUGGUCACUGGGGAUGAGCUGAAGGAGAAGCGCUACGCCGCCAACCUAGAGCGCAAUAGAAUCGACAUCCUACUUGAGCGCAAGCGGAAAAGGACAGAAGACGAUGACGAUGGGUUCGAGUCAUCGCAGUCUUCGCAACCAUCUCAAUCUUCGCGGUCCUCGCAGGAAGUACAGACUCCCGGCAACCGCAAGUCGAAACUUUCCGAGCAAGGCGGUAUGCCGACGCCGAUUGCCAGUCCCAAGCUUCGCAAUGCCCUCCUUCCAGCGCCCAGGCUGAGGGGCAGACCCCCUAAACAGAGCACGCUCAGCUUUAGCACCACUAGAGCGGCCGAGCCCGCGCCUGCGACGCAAAAGGCCGCCCCCAAGAGAAAGCCGAGACAACCGAAGAAGGCAGCCCCCAAGCCCAAGAACAGGAUCAACCAGACGUUCAAAGCUACCAAAGCGGUGCCAAUCAGGGAAAUAAAGACCCCUAAGAAGCAGUUUUUGGACCCCGAUUCAUCCGACUUGUCCUCCCCGCCAGACGACUCACCUGCCGGUCUCCCAUCAUUACGGCCCAAGGAUCAAGUUCGACGGCCAGAACCGCUUGUACUCCCAGCUGCUGGGCUUACAUCUAGUCCACCGACCACGCCUACCAACCAAGAGUUUGUCGCUUCCGCUAUGAAGACGAUCUCCCCUGGUAGCAAGCCGAGGAGUAUGGGCCAUCUCAUUGAUUGA